AUGGUGUUACUUUCCAACGGCCACAGCACGGAAGCUAUACUUAAAUCUGUUGAGAAACUGGACAGGGUGAACAAUUUUAAUGAUGGAACUGAUGAGUCAAAUUGUAAACGUUCUGCCAAAACUCCACCAUCAGCACUGCGACGACAGUGUUGGUCAAAUACAAUAGCAGAUGAUAUAAUAACAUCUGUUGAGAAAUUGAAAAGAUUUAAAAUUUCCAGUGAUGAAGUCAGGUCAAACACACGGAAACAAAUACAUUUUGAUCAUGAAUAUGUCAAAUGUCUUGUUGAUAAUAACCCAAAGUCCACUACCCAAGAACCAAAGGAAUCGAAUACAUUAGAUCCAUCACUGAUCAUUUGUGCAGACAAAUCUAUUCCCUAUUAUGGAUUGUUAGAGGAAUUAGACCUGCAGUUACGUGGAUUAGCUGUGAAUGGAAUCAGUGUUUUAUUUACAAACAAAGAUGUUGACUCCCUCACCUCGAAGCAUGUGUUAAAUGCAGCAAUUCAUGAAAUGUUGGAAAAGUGUCCACUUUUACUACAUGUUCUUAGCCGUUCCCUUUCGAGUACUACAUGUUCCCUAGGAUCAGAAACCCUCAUUGCCAGCAUUGCCACUGUAUAUGGAAUGAUACUGCAUAGCCGGAACAACAAGGCCUCUGCAAUCCAGAAAGUCUACUCUUCCCUUGCAAUCAGAUAUCAUGCCGACAAUGAGAUGCAGACUGCAAGGGGCAAAGUCGUUGAGAGCAGGGCACACACACAACAAGAGCGCUUUGAUCAACUGCAUCCAAUUAUCAUGGAGCUUUUUCAUACUCAGCAAGAUUUCCUUGAUCUCACCUCGCAUGGUCUAAAGGACCAAGAAGGCAUGCAAAACGUUUCUGAAACUUGGGAAAGGAAGGGAAACAGCAACACUAUAGCCCAUCUCAAGGCUGUUAUACAGAGAGUGAAUGUAAAUGGUCAGGUGAAAGCAAGAUUUAAGGCCCAUGAGGACUUCAUAAAACUUGUUGGUUGUGCCUAUUUCUUGGACUUUGUUAUGGGGAAGUUUGGUAUGAAGGACCAAAAAGAUGAGCCAUGUCAUCCCAUCAUUCCAGAAAACAUCACCAGAGUCCACACUGGAAGGAAAUCCUUGGUGGCAUCUGCAGUGAUUGAUUUCAUUCUUGAUGCUAUUUUGAUAGAAUGUGACAUGCAGGACAAACCUGAUCCAGCACAGGAUAUAGUACAGAUGAAGGUUUCAAUAGGAAACAACACUACAGAAGUGGUUUCAUCUGUGGUACAGGGUCAAGUUUAUAUUGACUUACUUGUGAAUGACAACCCCAGCCGCAUUACUAUACCAGAGUCAUCCCUCAACGAAGGUCGCACUAUUAUUGUUGCAAAUUUACCACUAGUCAUCCAGCGAAUCAGACCAGUCAAGCCACCUCAAGAUGAGUUGGAGAACUAUGCCACACAUUUCCUGCAGUGGUAUUUCGUUAUCAUACAGAUGACCGAUGCCAUACAUGAAGGGGAUGUUAUCCGAACUAACGUCAUCCUAAAACACAUGAUUCCUUUUUUUUACUCCCACUCAGUACUCUCCAAGUAUCUGGUAGAGUGUAUUGACUAUGUUAUGAAGACAGAAGUGGUAUUGUCACCGGAGUUUGGGAUGCGUGUAAGGGCUGGAUCUUUCGUUAAUUGUCAUGGAGGUGUGGGAAAGAAUAAAGCCACUGACAUGCAAAACGAAAAUGAGGUGAAAGCUCUCAAGGAAUUGAUUAAAGGAUUAGGCUCCAACAAAACAGAACAGUCUAUAAUUGCUGUAUGUAAGGCUAUGCCGUCUAUUCUUGAUGUAGUAUCAAAGUUUGAUACCAUGGUCAGUGUCGGUACUAUAUCAACAACUCAUAAGAAGAGAUCAUAUGAAGAAGACCUGGAUGCAGUGUUGAAAGUGGUGAAGAAAGCAGGUAUUUGGCAGAAUGCAAGUAGGUCUCUAGCCGGAUUCAAAGCCAUCAGUAAAUCUCCAUUCGCCUUUAACAAACCACUUUUCAAACGAACAGUAAGAAACAUCAUUGACCGGCUUCAGAGGGACUUACCACCAGUACCUGAUGAUGAUGAUGAAUCUGGAGAUGUCUGA
Molecule: messenger RNA, 2088 nt
Organism: Pecten maximus
Lineage: Eukaryota; Metazoa; Mollusca; Bivalvia; Pectinida; Pectinidae
Exons: 7
Coding region: 1-2088 (695 amino acids)
Source: RefSeq, a predicted model, not a curated record